AUGUUAAAUUCUGUUUCUAAUUCAGGAACAUCUACCCCGAACGUGAUGGAGAAAACAGACUCAGUUGUUAAUUUGACAAAACCUUCUUUAUACGGGAUCUACAAUGAUAACUCCGUACUCAAUUUAAACAAGGAAAGCGAAGAUGUUGAUGAAUAUAUCGAAAAUUCAAAAUUAUACAUAAAUCAGCAAACAAGCAAAGGUGAAUCUUCUGUGUCGAGUGGCCAGAAGAGUUCCAGAAAAACGGAAGUGCCCCUUUUAGUUAGGUGGAUUAAAACAUUUGUUAAAGUAGUGAUAUUAGCGGGGGCUGCAUACUUAUACAAUGAAACUACCAAGCAUAUCCACAAUAACCACAUUCAGGUUAGCAAAUUGACAUACGAACCGUUGUUCAUCACCAAUAUGUUUUUGACAAACUUUGUUCACAAAUUAAAGCCAUUCUCGAGUUUUGGAAAGACAAACACAUAUUCAAUUAGCUGGAUAGACAAUUUCCUCGCAUUGUCAAUCCAAGGAUUAGUUAUGGGCCUCAUACACCCAAUGAUGGAUUGCGUCCUCCCAACGUCCAUGACGAAGAGAUUAUUGUCUUCUGAUCCAAAUGCAAGCGGGUCUAAGGACGCCCACCUAUUCAAUGACUUAGUGAGAGCAUUGGUUACAUUCUUGGGUAUUUCGUAUGCUGUUCGUAAGAUUGAAUGGAGCUCGUCAUUGCAAGUGCUGAUGAUCUGGUCGUUGUUGAACCCUGGAUUGUGGUUAUUGUUAGAUGGUACCAUAAGCGGGUUUUUGUCUAGUUUAUUGAUCGCCACAUUAGCGUGCUUAUCCGUUUACUUGCAAAAUUAUGACUUGGUACUCCAAUACGCAAAUCAAUUCCUUCAGUUGGGCAAAGACGACGAUUUCAUAGCAAUUUGGUUAUACGUUGGAAGCUUUUUCUUUUGCGGUUUGAUCAUUUUUGGUAAACUUGGAAGAGGGUUAUUUGGACAUUAA
Messenger RNA from Debaryomyces hansenii CBS767, 972 nucleotides. RefSeq lists its product as uncharacterized. Gene Ontology annotation, cellular component: endoplasmic reticulum. The transcript has a single exon. Gene Ontology annotation, biological process: sterol biosynthetic process. Lineage: Eukaryota; Fungi; Ascomycota; Pichiomycetes; Serinales; Debaryomycetaceae. The coding region runs from base 1 to 972 and encodes 323 amino acids. The record is from RefSeq and is a predicted model, not a curated record.